Oikopleura dioica is the source of this 363-nucleotide messenger RNA. NCBI's taxonomy places the organism in Eukaryota, Metazoa, Chordata, Appendicularia, Copelata, Oikopleuridae. The record is from the annotation of a GenBank genome assembly.
AUGCCAAAAACUAGAUCCGGAAGAAACACAGAAACGCCGGAUGUCAACAGAGAGCUCGACUUGAAGAAAUUACUCAAAAGUGGCCAAAGCGGAAAAACACCAGUUCCUAAAGAAAUAGAAGAAAGGCCGAUUGCGAAGAAGGCAAUAAGCCUAAAUCAGUUGCUGGCAGCUUCGCCAAAAAUCGAAGAGGAGAAGUCACUUGAUGACAGUGGACACGUCAGCGCCGGCGACAGCUUAGAACGAAGUAUCGUUGGACGAACACCAUUGAAAGAAGCGUCGGACGAGAAUUACAAAAUGAGUCCACGACGACUUUUUGGUGCUGGACAAAAACUCCGCCGCUCUGCCAGAAAUAAAGCAAAAUAG